UCUACACAAAAGGUGUGUCAAUUCCUGAUACUUUCAAGUUCCCUUCUACAAAAAUAGCUGAUAAAAACAGAUGCUUUCGGAGAGAAUGGAUCUCCAAGUAUCCAGGCUUAGUUUAUAGCAUAGAGGAGGAUGGAGCAUACUGUCUUCAUUGUGUUUUAUUUGAGAAGGAACCUGAAAAAAGAGGCAAACUUGUCAAUGCCCCUUUCAAAAACUGGAAAAAGGCAUUGGAAGUAUUUGAUGAACAUUUUUGGGGGAAAAGUACCAAAAGUUUAAAACGAGGUGGUACAGGUUAUCAGAGACACAUGCAGUGUGUAACAAAAGGUGAAAUGUUUGUUCAGCAGGUCAAUCAACAGACUAAUGUACACAUGACCAUGAAUCAUGGUUUAGAGAGCCGCAAGGAGAAAAAUUUGAUGGUUUUGGAAUCAAUUGUAAAGACCGUCCUUAUUUGUGGAAGACAGAACUUUGCUCUUCGAGGCCACAGAGAUGAUGCAAAGCACAUUGUAAAUGGAAAUACUGCAAAUAUUGGAAAUUUUCAAGCACUUUUGGACUUCAGAAUAGAUGCUGGUGAUAACUUUCUUGUAGAACAUUUCAAAACAGCCCCCAAAAAUGCUACAUACAGGUCAAAGACUGUUCAAAAUGAAAUUAUUGACAUUAUAGGAAAUAUCAUUAGAUCAAAAAUAAUCAAAGACAUAACAGACAGUGGAGGGAUGUUUUCUGUAUCUGCAGAUGAAGCUAGAGAUGUAUCCAACACUGAACAGUUAGCCGUGUGUCUACGUUUUGUUGAUUUGGCAGGUGUCAUUAGAGAAGAGUUUGUUGACUUCAUAGAAGUGAGUGAUGAUACAAGUGGAGAGAGACUAUCCAAUGAGCUACUGAAGCUGCUUCCAGAAAUGGGACUAGAUUUAAAUCUGAUGAGGAGCCAAUGUUAUGACGGCGCAGGUAAUAUGACUGGACAUUUGAAAGGAGUUGGUCCCAGAAUUCAAAGGAUAUACCCAAAGGCAUUACACUUUUGGUGUACAGCUCACCAGCUAAACAGAUGUAUAGUUGCUGCUGCUAACAUUCCAUGUGUCAGGAAUAUGAUGGGAACUGCAGAUAAGGUAGUCAAGUUCUUUAAUUGGUCUCCUAAAAGGCAAUCAUUCCUAGAGGAUCAGCUUCAAAAUUACAGAAAUGAAACAAAAAGAAUGAAAUUGAAGGAGUUAUGCAGAACAAGAUGGGUAGAAAGACAUGAUGCCUUUGAGAUUUUUUGGGAUUUCCUUCCAGCAAUAAUAGAAACCAUGGAAAAGAUCAAAUCAGUGGACAAAAGCCCGGUUGCAAUAAGUGACACACAAAGCCUAGAAAACAACAUUACAUCCUGUCAAUUUCUAGUCUCCCUGCUUGUGACAAUGAGAUGUAUUGGAUACCUAAAACAACUUAGUACAUCACUUCAAGGUAGAGCUGUUGAUGUUGUGAGUGCUCUUGAGUCAGUUAGCCUUGUCAAGGAAGCUUUACAGGAUGUUAGAGACAAUAUUGGUGAAUUUCAUGCUAAGUGGUAUUCAGAAAUAUUGAAGUUGGCAGAUGAGUUAGAUGUAACCCCAUCUAAACCAAGAACAUGUGGGAGGCAGACAAAGAGAUCAAAUGUGCCAUGUGAAUCAACAGAGGAUUAUUACAAGAAAACAAUUGCUAUCCCUCUGCUUGAUCACAUGUUAACAGAAAUGAACUCAAGGUUUGGUGACCUGCAAAUCAAGGCAUCCAUGGGACUUCAGGUAAUACCUGCCAUGAUUUCUCAAUCCUCAACUAAUGAUUUUGAGUACUUUGUGGAUGAUUUACCAUCUCCAUCAACACUGGAGCAAGAAAUGCAUAUGUGGAAGUUGAAAUGGGCAAAUGAGUCUGAUCCACCUUCAGAUAUAAACACAGCAUUACAAAACUGUAACUCUAUUAUAUUUCCAAAUGUGCACCAAAUUUUGAAAAUUUGUGGAAUAUUUCCAGUAACAUCCUGUGAGUGUGAGAGAAGUAUCAGUAGACUGAGACUUGUGAAGACAUACUUACGAUCAACAAUGUCAACAAGCAGGUUAUCUUCCUUAAUCAUGAUGUAUGCCCAUAGGAACAUUACUGUAAAUCCAAAGGAGGUGGUGAUGCAGUAUGCAAGGAGAAAUCCUAGGAGAAUAGUGCUACCAGACAUUCUUGUAGAUUAACUUUAUUAGACAUACUCUAUUGUACACAUGCUUAUAUGCCUCUUAUUUCAAUUAACAUAUAUACAUAUCUAUACAACUCUUUAAAUUUUUGUCAUGGUGCCCCCCCAGUCAUAGAGGUU
Messenger RNA from Mytilus californianus (California mussel), 2287 nucleotides. Its product is annotated as 52 kDa repressor of the inhibitor of the protein kinase-like. Gene Ontology annotation, molecular function: protein dimerization activity. The record is from RefSeq and is a predicted model, not a curated record. Bases 303 to 2168 code for a protein of 621 amino acids. The transcript has 5 exons. NCBI's taxonomy places the organism in Eukaryota, Metazoa, Mollusca, Bivalvia, Mytilida, Mytilidae.